This is a messenger RNA of Wallemia ichthyophaga EXF-994, 1017 nucleotides long. Its product is annotated as Vacuolar iron transporter 1.1. The coding region runs from base 1 to 1017 and encodes 338 amino acids. Gene Ontology annotation, biological process: intracellular manganese ion homeostasis. The transcript has 2 exons. The record is from RefSeq and is a predicted model, not a curated record. Gene Ontology annotation, molecular function: iron ion transmembrane transporter activity; manganese ion transmembrane transporter activity. Lineage: Eukaryota; Fungi; Basidiomycota; Wallemiomycetes; Wallemiales; Wallemiaceae. Gene Ontology annotation, cellular component: fungal-type vacuole membrane.
AUGGCCUGCGAAAAUCCAAAAGAUUGUUGCGGCGGAUCUUGCCUGCAGAAUAAGCUGCCAAAAAGGAGCCAGGAUGUCGUUGAGAGAGUGGAGAAUGAGCCAGUGUGGAUGACCAGCCACGGUAACGACGCGAGCGACGACAACGACGACCCCAACAAAUGCGACAAGCACGCGCGCGGCGUGUGCUGUAGAGAAUUGAAAGGCGAAGACGAACGCGAUUUGUGGAUUGAUCCCGACACAGUCUCAGAUCUUGUCAUAGGUUUGAGUGAUGGUUUGGCUGUACCGCCUGCGCUAGUUGCUGGUUUGGCCGGUUUGGGCGAUUCGAAGCUCGUUAUUCUCGGUGGUCUCAGUGAGGUGCUAGCUGGAUCCAUUUCCAUGGGGCUGGGUGGCUUUCUCAGUUCAGAGGCUGAAAUGAAUCACUUUAAAUACCUGCGCAGAGUUACGCGUCAGAGAGUUGCGCGUAGCUGUGCGGGUGAGAUGGAGCGCGAGGUUCAUGAUGUUCUCGGCGCUGUGGGUGUAUCGCAGGAGUUGUCCAAUGGCGUCGCUGCACAGCUCUCCCAACUGGAACCACCUGCACCACCUCAACCGCCCUCUUUCCUCAGAUCGCUCGCUAUCAAGUUUGGUAGGAAACCUACGCCUCUCCCAACCACCAAUCUUAGAUGGUCUGAUGAGCACGGCCUCACCGCUUUCCUUCUCAAGUAUGGCGAGAAUGUCGAAGAGGUACCCACCUCCAAACUGAUCAAAUCUGCUCUCACCGUCGGCAUGGGUUAUGCUCUUGGGGGUAUGUGGCCACUUCUCCCCUUCUUCUUCAUCGAGGAGGCACACGAAGCCUUUAGAGUGUCCAUUCUGGUUACAGGCCUGGUUCUCUUUAUGUUUGGAGUCUUGAAGCAACAUUUCACGGGUGGUACAGGCGGAGUUGGAGGUUAUUUGUAUGGUGGUGUAAGCAUGGUAGCAGUGGGUGGACUUGCCGCCGGAUCAGCGUAUGGACUAGUCAAAGCGUUUGAUACUCGUGAGUGA